AUGGAGGGUGAGCGCUGCCGGCCCAGGCCGGCACUGCAGUUGGCGCUGGAGGGCUUCUGGGCUCCGCUGCAAAUACUGUCGCCAAAUGAGGCCCGGGAGGCGCUGUUGCAGCUGGAUGCGCAUGCUGCCCGGGUGAUCGGCCCCAAAGCCCGGGCCGAAGACCUGCAGGGCGCGCAGCGCUUCAAGGUGCACCUCUUGUAUCCCUGGGCCGCGGCCUUGGUGCGUUGCGAGGGGCUGCUGCGGGCGGCCAGGGAGGCGCUGGGCUCGGAGGAUCUGCUGGUCUGGUUCUCCGAGGUGAACGCCAAGGCAGCCCACUCCGACUGCCACGCAGCGCCACAUCAGGACGGCAUCUUCGCCAGCCUGGCGCCCAACGACGCGGUGGUGACGGCCUGGCUGGCCCUGACCGACGCGCCCGCGGAGAUGGGGGGCCUCUUCUUCCAGAAAGGCUCCCACCUCUUGGGCCAGCUGAGCCACACGGUGGACGACCAGGUUGACAAUCUCAUCGGCUUCCGAUGCUGCGAAGAGCCUUUGGAGGAGGAAGCCACGCCAGUGGAGCUGGGAGCAGGCGAAGCGAGCCUUCACACCUUCAGGACCCUUCACUGGUCCGGGCCCAACCUCACGGGGCUGCGGCGCGUGGGCCUGGCCAUCCGCUACGUCCGCGCGGACGUGGCGCGCAGUCGACAACUGCAGCGCCGGGAGAGCGCCAUGGUGGCGUGCGGGGCCUACCUCCCGGAGCUGGGAGCCUUCGACUUGGAGUCGGAGCCUUCCGAGGACUUCGGGCCUUUGGAGCAGGCUCAGCAUGCGGACGCGCUGGCAAGGGAGCAGGAGCCCCACGACCUUCAAGCGGAUUCCGGGGAGCCGGCACUUUUGGCGUAG
Molecule: messenger RNA, 876 nt
Organism: Effrenium voratum
Lineage: Eukaryota; Dinophyceae; Suessiales; Symbiodiniaceae
Source: the annotation of a GenBank genome assembly